AGCUGAGUCUCGCGUUAGCAACAGAGUCCAGGGUUAAUAUAGCAACAGAAAAGCCUCAUCAGACUCAACCGGACGGCUGAGAGGGACGCUGUCGCACUUCAGUCUUUCUGUAAGGUGGUCCACCACAACCUCAUUUGAACAGUUCACACCAAACACACACUCGGCGCAGUUAUCGAAAUCUAAACAAAGUUGUUGUCAGAAGUGGGAUUCGAACCCACGCCUCCAGAGGAGACUGCGACCUGAACGCAGCGCCUUAGACCGCUCGGCCAUCCUGACAUCUGAGCUGCUUCUAUUUACAACAUCAACAGAUCCAAAAUAUGAGGAUGGCGGUGAAUGUCUACUCCACCUCUAUGACCAUAGAGAACCUGAGUCGUCAUGACAUGUUGGCGUGGGUCAACGACUCUCUGCAGCUCACACACACAAAGAUCGAGCAGCUCUGUACAGGUGGUGCUUACUGUCAGCUCAUGGACAUGCUGUUUCCAGGGUGCAUAUUAAUGAAGAAAGUGAAGUUCAACGCUAAACUGGAGCAUGAAUAUAUCCACAACUUCAAGGUUUUACAGGCUUCAUUCAAGAGAAUGAAUGUGGACAAGAUCAUCCCUGUGGAGCGGCUGGUGAAGGGGAAGUUUCAGGACAACUUUGAGUUCCUUCAGUGGUUUAAGAAAUUUUUCGAUGCCAACUAUGACGGGAAAGAAUACGACCCUCUAAUGUCGCGGCAGGGCCAGGAGGGAACGCCGCCUCCACCCAACCCAGGUGAACCCAUUCUCCACAAACCUAAAAGACCCUCUAACGCAGGCUCCACGAGAACGUCUCCCACAGUACCAAAGAUUGUCCCCCCCCCUCCUCAGAGGCAGAUCAACACACCAGCAGCCCGCAGGACCGCUGCCAUGACCCGCAAUGGAGGAGACGCUGAGAUCAUAGAGCUCAACCAGCAGCUGCUGGAUAUGAAGCUGACUAUAGAUGGACUGGAGAAGGAGAGGGACUUCUACUUUGGAAAGCUCAGAGACAUUGAGCUACUCUGCCAGGACAACGACAACCCAGUCCUCUGCAAAAUAAUGGAUGUACUGUACGCUACAGAGGAUGGAUUUGCACCACCAGAAGACGGAGAAAUUGACGAAGGAGCACAAGGAGAGCAGGAGGAGUUCUGAACUGUUCUUCCUCUCUUCAUCAUGCUCUCCCCCACCUCUCACCUUUUAACCUACCUGACCAUUAUUGUCAUAACCCCCUCUUUUUUCCCCUUUUAUUUUAUUUUUUUAUAAAAUUUAUCCCCUUACCUGU
Molecule: messenger RNA, 1275 nt
Organism: Sebastes umbrosus (honeycomb rockfish)
Lineage: Eukaryota; Metazoa; Chordata; Actinopteri; Perciformes; Sebastidae
Product: microtubule-associated protein RP/EB family member 3-like
Exons: 10
Coding region: 318-1145 (275 amino acids)
Biological process (GO): protein localization to microtubule plus-end; spindle assembly; regulation of microtubule polymerization or depolymerization
Cellular component (GO): microtubule organizing center; cytoplasmic microtubule; microtubule plus-end
Molecular function (GO): microtubule plus-end binding
Source: RefSeq, a predicted model, not a curated record